Molecule: messenger RNA, 396 nt
Organism: Closterium sp. Naga37s-1
Lineage: Eukaryota; Viridiplantae; Streptophyta; Zygnematophyceae; Desmidiales; Closteriaceae
Source: the annotation of a GenBank genome assembly
AUGGGGCGGGGUGAUGGAAAGCGGGAGAAUGGGGCGGGUGUGAUGGAGGAGGGAGAAUGGGGCGGGGUGAUGGAAAGCGGGAGAAUGGGCGGGGUGAUGGAAAGCGGGAGAAUGGGGCGGGGUGAUGGAAAGCGAGAGAAUGGGCGGGGUGAUGGAAAGCGGGAGAAUGGGGCGGGCGGGAGAAUGGGGCGGGGUGAUGGAAAGCGGGAGAAUGGGGCGGGGAUGGAUGGGAAAGCGGGAGAAUGGGGCGGGGUGAUGGAAGGAAGGGGAGAAUGGGGCGGGGUGAUGGAAAGCGGGAGAGGGGGCGGGGUGAUGGAAAGCGGGAGAAUGGGGCGGGGUGAUGGAAAGCGGGAGAAUGGGGCGGGUGAUGGAAAGCGGGAGAAUGGGGCGGGGUGA